AUGUUAUUUAGAUAGAAGGAGAAGAUAUAAGAUGUAGGAAAACAUAAUUUUCGUGAUUUUUAUAGAAUGGAACAUAAGGCUUAAACUAAAACAGUUUAAAUGAUGCCUAGUGUUUAGUCUGGUUUAUCAAGAUCAAUGAAGUUACAUAAUACUUCAAUUAUUUUAGUUAACCUUUAAUUGAAGAAAAUUAGAGUUCUUUGACUGGAAGUAGUUGGGAUGCUCAACACUUAGACACCUUUCUAAAAUAAAGUUAAUACUCUACUCUAAAAUAAACAUCAAAUCUCGAUAAUUAAGCGAUUUUUGUUGGGAGUGGUUAGAAUUAGAGUUUCUUUUUUCGUAGAUAAUAACCUCGAAUUAUACCAGAAUAUAUUGAUUACUUAAACAUGAGCAAAAUUAAUCAUAUUGUUUCUGAUCAUCCUAUUAAUCAUUCAUAAGAUGCUAUUAAAAAAAGAUUAGAAAUACCAUCAAAAAAUUAUGAUCAACAAAAUCUUGCCUUAUCAUAAAAUAAAACACUCAAAAAACCAUCUGGUUAUCUAGCAGAACUAAAAGAAACAUAAGAAUAAUAAAAAAAGUAUAUUAUAUAUUUAAUUAUAAAGAUUUCAUUAAUGGAGAGAAGAAUUUAGUGAAGCUAAUAAAGCUUAUAAAAAAAUCCGAUAAGCUUACAAGUAUAAGCAUAUUUAAUAUUAGAUCAGGAAUCAUUGGUAUUGACAAUCCAACUAUUUAAAAUUCAGAAUUAUACAAAGAUGAGCAUCAAAAUUAUAAACAAAAACAAGAAAAUCGUGUUAUUCAUACAAUCAAUAGAUAUUAAUGUAUAUUAAACAAUAUUAUAUUUUAGCCCUGGAAAAAUAUUCAAGUGCUAAUCCUAACAUUGAAUUUGAUAAUAGAAAAUAUGAUGAUUCUCUCACAUAAAUUAAUCAAACUAGAAAAAUUGGUUAAUAUCCUGCUUAAACUUUUGAAAUGGAUUCUCAAUGGAUGCGUAAAAGAACCAUCAAUCCUUGUUAGAAUACAUAAUAAAGAUUAUUUGGAGGAGAAAAUAAAAUUAGUAGAGCAGCAUCUCUCAGAUCUGAAAAUAUCAAAAACCAAGAACUUAGAGGAAGAGAUUAUAAUUGCAUUUGUUUAACAAAAGUGUGA
Messenger RNA from Paramecium sonneborni, 1131 nucleotides. NCBI's taxonomy places the organism in Eukaryota, Ciliophora, Oligohymenophorea, Peniculida, Parameciidae. The record is from the annotation of a GenBank genome assembly.